Molecule: messenger RNA, 1353 nt
Organism: Phytophthora infestans T30-4
Lineage: Eukaryota; Oomycota; Peronosporomycetes; Peronosporales; Peronosporaceae
Exons: 1
Coding region: 1-1353 (450 amino acids)
Biological process (GO): regulation of DNA-templated transcription
Molecular function (GO): sequence-specific DNA binding; DNA-binding transcription factor activity
Source: RefSeq, a predicted model, not a curated record
AUGCCGUCCGCAAAAACCGCCCGUCCGACCACGGACGCGACUGCUACCAGACCCGCCAAGCGCGCGCGGGUGUCGUCUCACGGCGUCGGCAAGGUCAAGGCUGCCAGUGACGCGACAGACCUGCCUGCAGCUCUAGCAGCCUCGGCCGCUGCAUGCAAAGUUCCCAAGUUCUUGCGCUCGCUGUAUGCGAUCUUGCAAACAGAGGACCCGGACAUCAUCUCAUGGGUGGAGAACGAGGAGCUAACGCCCAACAGCGUCACAGCCUUCCACAUCCUCGAGAUGAAACGCUUCGAGCGCGAGAUCUUGCCCAAAUACUUUAAGCACCAGAAGUUUGCCAGCUUCCAGCGACAACUCAACAACUUUGGCUUCCGCAAAUGGACCAAAACGCAGUCCAGUGGUGUCUGCACCUUCAGCCACAACUGCUUCCCACCGGACUUGUCGGCCAACAACAAUCCCAACUUGUCCAUCCGGGAGCAGUGGCGUCAGAAGAGCACACAAGUGAUCCCUCCUCCGACUGCGACGAUGAACGGUCUGCCAAUCAAGAGACGCAUCGUCGGCAAUGGCAUCGCCAAGGCCAAAGCAAAACAGGGCGACACGGCCAUCCGUCGGAGGCCAGUAAACGUUCAGGUUCCUGUUGGCAUGGCCGACCCGUUCGCCGAUAUGUACCGCAGUCCUAACGCCAAUGCCGGCAUGGAGAGCAAUGCCUUCCGCUACAGUCUCAGCCACCAGCCACCUCUUAAGAAACUGGCCCGUCCAAAUAUCGCUAUAAAACAGGAUACAACCCAACCGCCCAACGGUCUGGAAGCCUUUUGCGACGAUUCGUUCAAGCAGUUCAUCUUGCCGCCACUUCAACCACACCAUUUGAUGUCUGCCACACCGAAAAAUACUGCGUCACUGACACCCACGUUCUCCAGCCACAAUGACUCCAAAUCUGGUCUGGGCGGUUAUCGCUUCUCCAUGGCGAAUAACAACGCUGCGUUCUCCGAGUCUAGUUACAGCAAUGGACUGAAGCCAUUCGACUUGAAGCAAAUGGACACGCAGCCUCAUCCUUAUCGACCGGGAAAUGCUCACCAAAAUGAAGGAAACGCAUCUGCCGACGCAGCGCUACAGGGCACCUUCCUGGAGCCGUGGAUCUGGGACGCACAGACUUCGUCGUCGAACUUUGAAAUCGGCCCAUUUCCACUCGAAUUCGACUGCAAAAACGAGUUUGAGUGGGAAGAAGGCAACAGUUAUCAGGUUGUGUCCACUUCUAUCGGAUGCGGCAUGCCCAACAAAGAAAGUAGCCAUCAAGAACGCGGUGUGCCGUCCAACACCGAGGAUUUCGGUUUGGAUAACUUGCUGUUCGUUGAGUAA